ACGUUUUACUUCACCGUUAUCACAGUAAAGCAAACUCUAUAUUCCGUUGUUGCCACUGCCACACAGAAACAGCCGAAAGAACUCGUCGUUCCUUCCAUUAUUAAAGAAAACCGGCCAAACCCAAAACUCGUCCUUUUGUUAUCUAUCUCCCCUUCUCUAUAUCUUUAAUCUUUAGUGAUCAAUCAAUCAAGUGACUCACCGAAGUUGAGCCAUGGAAGAGGUGGUAGUAGAGAAGGAGCAUAUUCAAUCAAAUCAACCAAGUGCUCUGAUUCCUCAGCUGGAAUCGCCCGUGGAACAGAAGCAGCAGCAGCAGAGUUCAUCGCCGGAGUCUGAUGAAGUAGUUGUUGGUGGCGCAGGAGAAUUGAGCAAAAGCGACGGCGGCAACAACAUCCCCGUUCUUGUUCCUCUCCAAGUUCCCAAGGCUUUCAAGUACCCAGAAAGGUACCGGAGUCCGACUGAUGCGAUGGUUUCUCCGAUCACGAGAGGCCUUAUGGGAAGGAGAAGAAGGGGUGGUGGCGAAGGAGCACCAUUCCCGUUGCCGCCCGUCAGCACAAAUCUGUCACAAAAGCUCCAGGCGGCAGAGUAAAGUGCAGAGCUUCAAGUGGAUUCCCCUUCCGUACUAAUGGUGGUUUAUAAUUUAGCCUAUAUAUGGGUUGUAAAUUGUUGUACAUCUCUGUUGUGCUCCCACUUUUGGUUGAUGGGUUCAUUUAUCCCUUCUCAAGCUUAGGUUUGGCAGCCUGUCUGCUUAGUUCUUGCAAACUAGCUCUAUAUUGCACCUCCUCUUAGAAAUGUAUCAACUCUUAUGGUCACCUACAGUGGUGUGACAAUCACAAUAAUAAGGAGAAACUGAU
Molecule: messenger RNA, 851 nt
Organism: Linum trigynum
Lineage: Eukaryota; Viridiplantae; Streptophyta; Magnoliopsida; Malpighiales; Linaceae
Source: the annotation of a GenBank genome assembly